Molecule: messenger RNA, 1272 nt
Organism: Orbicella faveolata
Lineage: Eukaryota; Metazoa; Cnidaria; Anthozoa; Scleractinia; Merulinidae
Source: RefSeq, a predicted model, not a curated record
AAUGAUAACUUUUGUUUUUCUCUUGUUUACUACCUCUUGAAUCCCCAGGAAAGCGCGAAAAUCGAACCACUGUCAAAUAGGGCAUUCUCUGUUACCUCUUACAUGAAGUGGGGUAUUGCCAAUUGCAUUAUGGUAUAGAAUUUUAGCUGUGGGAGCAUUGGAGGUCGGAGUAUAGACAUAUAGGAAUAUUUUUGGUUGAAUAUGGCUGGGAAAAGGCAUAGAAGUCGUUUCAGAAAAACACGGAAAGGAAAAGGGUUUAGUGGGGUUCCUUGGUACGCAAAAUCGGUGGAAAAACCAGUGUUGGAAGAGGAUGAAAUUGCUCGCUCAAAACCGGAGAUGCCCCACGAGAGUCACGAGGAGUUAUUGGAAACAAGUGACAUGGAAGGCUCAGACACGGAGCUUGAUCAACCGGAGAGUGCAUCUAGAAAGAAGAUGAAGCUGUACAACUCCGAAGAUGACAGUUCUGAAAGCUCAGAAAGCGAAACAGAAACUAAGAAAACUAAAUUAGUGGAGGCAGAGGAUGGUUACAGACUGGUCCAUUUGAAGAACUUAUCUUCAGUCCUUUCCAAUGUGCACAGAUGCGAGGAAGGGAAUCUGACUAUUGAAGAGAACACUGGUAGGCGUGCAGGGCUGAUGUCUGAUCUUUCCAUAUGCUGUGAUGGUUGUGAUGAAGACACCACAUUACACACCUCAGUCAACAUCUCCAAAAGAGGAAAGUCAUUUGACGUAAACAGAAGGGCUGUCUACCACUCAAUUGAGACUGGUUGUGGUUACGAAGGACUUGCAUCAUUCUGCAGUAUUAUGAACAUGCCAUGUCUGUCUAAGAGGGCCUAUUACAAGCAGGUGGAGACUAUUUUAGAUGUCUUAGAAAGUGUGACCAAAGAAGAACUCUUGAGUGCAGGCCAGAAGCUUCGAAAGCUUAUCACGGAGGAGAAUGGAGAGUCUGAUACUGGAAAUGUUAUAGAUGCGGCAGUAAGUUUUGAUGGCACGUGGGCCAAAAGGGGCUUCACCUCAUUGACAGGUGUGGUUUUUGUGGUUUCAGUGGACACAGGUGAGGUACUAGAUUACCAUGUUUUGUCAAAAGCAUGUCAAAAGUGUGCAUUGAAGAAAAGUCAGUGUGAAGACGACAAUGAGCGAUUUGAAGAGUGGAGAAGAGAACAUUUGGCAUUCGGGGAAUGCGAUAUAAAUUUUAAAGGGAGUUCACCAGUAAUGGAAGCUGAGGGAGCUGAAAUUCUGUGGAAGAGAUCCAUAGAGCUGCAUAACAUUCGGUAC